UUCAAUGAAGAGAUGAAAUUAUUAUUUUUGAAAAAAAUACGACAUAGUCAAUUGAAGGAAAACAUAUCACAACAACAAACAACAGGCAAUGGAUUCAACAGUGACGUUGAUGAAUACAAAUCAACAACAACAACAACAUGGCCUUGGUCAUGGAAAUCAACAGCAACAACAGAAUCAUCCUAAUCGACUUCAACAACAACAACAACAACAACAAUAUCCCUCACAUCAUAAUCUAACAAAUUCAUCAGCAUCGGCUGCUGCUGUAGCUGCAGCCACAUUAGCUAAUAAUCUUUCAUCGAUUGGUGGUUUGAAUUUGGCCUGCUUACAACGAGAAUUUGCUCAACAUUUAUUGGCCCAACAUCAGAAUCAUUCAUCAACAACAUCAUCAUAUUCUGCUGCUGGUUUGAAUUCUGUAUUAAAUUUUUCAAUGCCAACCAGCGGUAGUGGGAGUCAUGGUCAUCAUAAAAAUAUGGCCAAUUUAAUCAAUAAUAAUGUUGCACAUUCAAAUCAUCAUUUAUCAUCAACUAAUACUGGUAUACAUCAUACACCAGCACAUGCCGGAAGUAAUACAAAAAAUUAUCAUUCGUCUAAUUCGGCUGUUGCUGCAGCUGCAGCAGCUGCUGCUGCCGCUUUGAAUUUCUCCACCAAUCAUCAUCAACAAAUGCAACCGAUGCAAGCACAUAUGACGAAAUCAUCAAGCGGUAAUUCUUCUGGUAGUAGUCAUCAUGGCCUGUCAUCAUCAGCGAAAACACCAUCACCAGCACAUCUAAAUCAUCCCACUUAUCAUCAUGGUAUAACUGCCGGACGUUCCCCAUAUAAUUAUAAUCCACUUGCUGCACCACCACCUCCACCACCACCCAGUUUGACCAAACAUCGUAGUAACAGCGGCAGCAGCAGCAGUGGUAUUGGUCAUCCGGAUUCUCCACAUACCAAUUUAAAUGCUGCUCAUGCAUCAUCAAUGAAAUCAACCACUUCGUCAUCAUCUUCGAAUAAUCGUGCCAUUUCAUCUCCAAACAUGGCCUACCCAGAUUUACGACAUUCAUCAUCGUCAAAACAUAAUCAGAUUAUACCGCCUAAUGUACCAUCUCCGGUAAGCAAUCAUCAAGUAGUUGAUGGCAAUAGUGGCAAUGUUGUAUUGACAAAGGAACAAAUUUUAUUGCAAAAACAAUUGGCUACAUUAAAACAAGUCAUGCGUAAACAUGUUGAAAAACCCCCGCAACCUAAAAUGAUUCCAUCUGAAAUGCAUUUUAUACCGAACCCAUCGAAUCCUGAAUUUAUCUAUUAUGUUGGUCUUGAAACUGUUGUCAAUUAUUUGACCGGUUCGAAUCAAAUGCCACAACCACCGGAACCAUUUGAAUGUGUGCAAUGUGGUACAGAUUUUACACCCGUUUGGAAAUGGAAAGAUCGUUCAAAUCCAGCCAAACCAUCUGUUAUUUGUGAACGUUGUGUAUCGAAAAAUAUGAAAAAAAUAAUUAGUGAUGAUUAUCAGAAAGAAGUAUCAUCAUAUGCAAAAACAUUUGAAGAAAUUGAAAAACAUUUGACCACAGCAACGGUUGCUGCUGCAUCAAUACCUACACCACCUCCACCUACUCUGCAACCCCAACCACCACCAUCACCAGCGACUGUAACAUCUCAUCGAACUAUGUCACCGGCAUCGAUUCCGGGAAAUUCAAAUGUACCAAAUCAACCACAACAAUCAUCCUCUUCAUCAUCAAGGCAAUCCUCAUCGAAUCAUUUGGUUUCAGCGGCAAACAGUUUAUUUGGUGGAUCUUCUGCUGCAUCGAAUAAUCCUGCAGUGAUGGCUGCAGCAGCGGCUGCUAAUUUCAAUCUACAACAGGCUCAUUCGCAAAAUUCGCCAUUAUCAUCAUUAUCACCAUCACAAAUGGCUGCGAUGGCAGCAUUAUUGAUGCCACAGGCAAAUCCACAGCUGCCACCUCAACAACAAUCAACUCCUCCAGUCGCACAUAGUAGUUCGACCCGGUCAUCCACAGCUUCCUCAAGCGGAAAUUUUGGCCCUUCGAGUUUAUUUGGUGGUGCAGCCACGAAUUCAGCUGCAGCAGCUUUGACUUUGCUACAACAGCUUCAAUCGUUUCCAAAGAUUAAUCAGGCUCAAUCUUUAUUGUUGGCACAGCAAUUAUUGGCCGCAUCAACACCGCUGCCACCAUCACCACAGCCACCUGCUUCAUCUGCUAGCUCAUCUGCCGCAGGAAAUCCAAAUGCAUCGGCAAUGGCCCAAUUAUUGAGUUUCCCGAAUUUUCUUUAUUCAAGCCUGUUGGCUGCAUCUUUGACCAAUAAUCAACAACAACAACCGCAGCAUAAAUCAUCAUCAUCAUCGUCAUCAUCAUCCGGUUCGACGGCAAUGGCUUUGAAUGCAGCUGCAGCUGCUGCAGCAGCAAGUAUACCUCGACAAUUAUUAAUGGAAAUGCUACCUGGUGCAAGCGGUGGUAGUGGUGGACAUCAUUCAGGUCGAAGUUCAAGUGGUCAUUCGCAGCAUAAUUAUAAAAUGUAACUAAAGGCUAUCAUCUAUUUCUUCAAUUCCUUUGUUGUUUUUUUUCAUAAUCAUCAUCAACAUGAAUGAAUGAUACAUACAUGAAGAACAGAUAGGAAAAAAAUGCCUUUCAUGAUAUUCAUCAAUCUGAUUUUAAAUUUUUUUUUUUUUUGGAAUAAAAUUUUCUCCAUCCCUUUCAAACAAAUCAUAUGAUUUUAUCAAAAAAACACAAUAUAUAGGUCUAUAUAUAUAAAUAUAAAUAAUAAUAGGUUAUCACAAAUUACUCCUUCUUUCCUUGAUCCUCAUCAUUUCUUUAUUUCUUACAUUUUUGUAUUGAAUGAAUUCAUCAUCAUCAUUUAUAUGAUUUGAAAAUUGAUUUUUAAAAAUUCAAUUCCUUUUUUUUCAUUCAUAAUUUAAAUAUAUUUCAUCAUUUUAACAUGAAAACAACCACUGACACAUGUUUGCAAUUUGUCACUUACACAAAUACCAUGGUGGACUAUCCAAUUCUUUAUCAUCAUUAUCAUCAUCAACAUCAACAAGUUUUUAUUUGUAUUUUACAUUUUAUUUGAUAACCAUCCAUCCACCAACACACACCCACACACACACAAAUAAAUGAUAAAAUUUAGUGCAUUUGCUUUUAAACAUAUCCCCACACAUACGCACCACUUACAAACGCCCCCAUUUCAUUUAUUCGCUCCUAUUCACACCAUUACGCCUAAUUAUUCUAGUUUUAUAAUAAUGGUAACAGCAAACAAAACAAAACAAAAAAUGACAAAGAAUCGAU
Messenger RNA from Dermatophagoides farinae (American house dust mite), 3272 nucleotides. The record is from RefSeq and is a predicted model, not a curated record. Lineage: Eukaryota; Metazoa; Arthropoda; Arachnida; Sarcoptiformes; Pyroglyphidae.